Rotaria sp. Silwood2 is the source of this 594-nucleotide messenger RNA. The record is from the annotation of a GenBank genome assembly. NCBI's taxonomy places the organism in Eukaryota, Metazoa, Rotifera, Eurotatoria, Philodinida, Philodinidae.
AUGUCGAGAGUUUCUUCAGCAAAUAAAGACAAUCUUGUUAUGGAUGAAACAGAGAGAAAAGUCAAUUUUCAACAUCGUUGGUGGCAUAUAUUACUUAUUGUAUUCGCUAUUGCUGCUUUUAUCCUCACUUGUGUUUUUAAUGGUUUAGCAAGUGCUGGUCCUAAUAGCAUAUUUACUCAACGAACAGGAAGUAUAAGUGAUUCAAAUCUAACUGAAUUUACACCUGCGGGUUGGACAUUUAGUGUAUGGGGUGUAAUUUAUUUUUGGCAAGCAGCAUGGUUAAUCUAUGCUUUAAGUCGAAUAUUUCGAAAAUCCAAUGAUGACUAUUUAUAUAUUGUACCAAAUACACUUCAUUUUAGUAUAUUUAUAUGUUAUAUAAUAAAUAUGGGUUUAAAUAUAGGAUGGCUUAUUCUUUGGGAUCGACAAGCUUUUGAUACUAUUUAUCCAUUGUCAAAAGUUGGUGAAGCUAUGCAACGUAUGCAUAAUCGACAAAAUAUUGGCAAAAUUUUAUUACAACCUGAUGAUGAAACUAAUGCUAACAAGAAUGAUCAUACAACUAGUGAACAAGAACAAGCACAAGAAAAAAUUGAAUGA